This is a messenger RNA of Acyrthosiphon pisum (pea aphid), 2453 nucleotides long. RefSeq lists its product as uncharacterized. Gene Ontology annotation, cellular component: plasma membrane. Lineage: Eukaryota; Metazoa; Arthropoda; Insecta; Hemiptera; Aphididae. The record is from RefSeq and is a predicted model, not a curated record. The coding region runs from base 411 to 1661 and encodes 416 amino acids. Gene Ontology annotation, biological process: detection of chemical stimulus involved in sensory perception of smell; sensory perception of smell. The transcript has 7 exons. Gene Ontology annotation, molecular function: olfactory receptor activity; odorant binding.
CCGAAAUAAUUUUGCAUAUUUUAUACGAUAAUUAUUACGUUUUUGUUGUUUCUAACUAUUUCGUAUAUAUAGGUAAUUUGUUUUAUAGAGUUUCUAUGUAAGACUUCGUAUACCACAAACGGUAAUUAAUAUUUUAAUUUUUAACCAUUAAUUUAAGAAAUUAUUCAAUAUCGUAAAUUUAAAGUGUACAAAAAGUUUAGGUGAUUAUUAGCGAAAUUAAUAAUUAUAUACAUGUAAAAAGGUGCUAUGAACUUAAUGUUGAGUAAAAUAUUUUCAUUUUAGUAGGUACCACACCGGCCAUCGAAUAAGACAUUUCCCAAUUGUAAGUCUUGUAUACUUUGAUAAGCAAGUUUUAUCGUCAAACAUAACUUUAUAAAGAAGAUUGCGUGAUCUAAAAAAAAAAUAACAAAAUGAAAUGGUUGCAAGAUCACGAAGUAGCAAUUAACUUGGCUUUAUUCAAGCGAUACCAAUUUUAUCAAAUAUUCAACCCAAACGGAUCAAAACUGUUAAAUUAUGACACUUACAAGCUCACAAAUGUCAUGUUUAUUGUGGCCGUUACGACUUACAACAUAUUUUCAGCAAUGUGCUUUUUCACAGAUACCGUAGACACCAUCGACAGUGUUGAUUUAUUACUAAUGAUAUUUAUAUACUCUAUUAUUAUAAUUUCUUUAUUGAAAAUUAGCGUUCUUCUAUUUAACGCAGAUCAAAUUUGGGAAUUGUUUGACCUGACGCGCUUUGAUUUUUUAACAAGCAGGCAGUGCCGCAAAAACGUCGGAAUACUCUGUAAAUAUCGCGAUAGAUCGAUAACGAUAACCAACUUAUACCAAAACUACAGCACCAUGGUAUUCAUCAUAUGGAUGAUCACUCCUCUGGUAUUAAACACUUUUGUGGUGGUCGGAGGCCCGAAUCAGCGUUAUCAUAACAUUUUCAACAUGCAGUAUCCGGUAUCCGCGAAUAUUUACAAUCAAUAUUAUUACCUAUUUUAUUUGAUGGAAAUAGCAAUGGGAAUAUUCGUUUUAAAUUAUUCGAUGAUCAUUGACAAUUUCCUAAUAUCGUUAUGUUGGGUUAUAAUUGCACAGUACGAAGUAAUUACCACAGCGUUCGAAAAGAUCGGAAACGACUGCGAACUGACAACCCUUCAAAACGAAAAAAAUAACAAUAGUUUUGAAGCAUAUGAAGAUCUUAAAUCAAUUUUAAUGGAUCAGAACAAAUUAUACAUAAAAUUGAAAUCGUUCUAUCGUGUGGUGUGGAUAAUAGUUAUAUUUUUGAUAAUUAUAGAUUCAGUUUUAUUAAUAAUAUUGACAUAUUCAUUUGUUAUGAUUUGUUCGUCAGCGGAAUCAUUUUCUAUUUUCAACAUACUUAAGAUCUCGACAGCAUUUUUUGUUUUUGUAAUUCAACUAUACUUAUACUGUUAUUUAUUUGACGUUCUAAAUGAUAAAAAAGAAUCCGUCAACUUUGGAUUAUAUUGUUGUGAUUGGACAAAAAUGGAUUUAAGAUUUAAAAAGUUAUUGUUAUUAGCCACGAAGUUCAAUAAUGCUAAUACAUUAAAGAUAAAAUCAACACCGAAUAAAAUCGUUAACUUACAACUAUUUUCUAGCGUGAUGACCACAGCCUUCAACAUUGUCACGGUCAUGCUCAAAACAAUGAAUGGAAAAAAUUAAUUUUAGUACGAAUUUAAAAUGUAAUCUAUAAUCUAUAUUCUAUAAUCGUAUAUACGCAUAGACACAUAAUAAUAAAUCAUGACUGUAUGCUGUAUGACACCUGUGCAGUGGCGCCGAACUAUAUUUUCAAAGGGGGGGCAAGUAAAAAGUUAUACGGACCACCACCUCCGUUUACGCUUGCUUCAGUGCUGCAUAUGUAUACAUUAAUAGCUUAUUAGGAACAUAAUUCAUAAGUUGUUUGCUGAGGUACCCACGGACCCCCACGACCUCACCCACAAAAAAAAAAGGGGGGGCGGUCGCCCCUCUUGGGUUAUAGGUUCGGCGCCACUGCACCUGUGAGAAGAAGAAUGAAUUGUUAUAUCUUCUCCCUGGGAAAAAUGUUUAGUACGUAGGUACCUACUACCUACGUAAGCCUCACAGCGCGCUUUAUUAUUAUCAAGUUCAGUGAAUUAGGAUUGGCUUGGCAAGUUUAAAUUUUUAAACAACAAUAAGUUAUUACCGUUACUGGUUCAAAGUGAAACGAGUGUCAUUCCACUUUAUUACCUACAUAAAUAAAUGAUAAUUCAUAGUACCUAAAGAUAAGUUUUGCUUUUUUCUUUCAAACACCAAAUCGCCAACAGUACCUACCUACUAAAUUUGUGAUACUAAUAUAGUAUUAGUAUAAUUAGGCUCAUUAAAUAUCACAUCACAAUUUGUAUCGUAUGUCAAUAUAUUCCAUAUACAUCACGAGAAACUACUGAAAACUUGUUAUAAAUGAACUACCAACUCAUUUAAAAAAAAAAAAUAAUAUGA